AUGCAGAUUCGUGUGGAGCCGGUGACUAGAUGUUUGCAGACACUGGUCACUGUCCAAUGGCCCCAUGUCCAGCAGCAGUGGCUUCAGGCUGUCCGCCCCGCAGAGCAGCAGCAGGAUGCGGCACACCGGCCUCAGAACACCAGCCAAAGAGAAACGUUUCAUCUGACAUGUCCCCGCCUCCACCAGGUCUCUGGACAGCACCAGGAUGCUGCAGGUGCACUGGCCCAGCAGCAGGAAGCCUCCAGUUUAGCAGACUUUGUGUCCAUAUCGUACCAGCAGAUAGAGGGCAGCACUUAA
This is a messenger RNA of Knipowitschia caucasica, 297 nucleotides long. The record is from the annotation of a GenBank genome assembly. Lineage: Eukaryota; Metazoa; Chordata; Actinopteri; Gobiiformes; Gobiidae.